This is a messenger RNA of Blumeria graminis f. sp. triticale, 558 nucleotides long. The record is from the annotation of a GenBank genome assembly. Lineage: Eukaryota; Fungi; Ascomycota; Leotiomycetes; Helotiales; Erysiphaceae.
AUGGCUCUUACGGAAUCAACGAUGCCCGAGGUAGUGGUGCGUCGAAUUCGGACCAAGUAUCAUUGGCCAUCUGUCCAACUUAAUUCAUGGCUGGCCAUCAUGCUCGUUGGGAGCUCAGCGAUUCUGGGAAUUUUUUCGAGCUUUAUCGCGACACAGCGCCAACUCAAGAUUGGAAUUCCAUGGUACUUUCCAUACUGGGUCACUGUUGGAACUUUGUCUGUUAUUUUUAUCUUGAUCAUGUUCUGGUUAAUAGCGCGACGGCAACUCCUGCCUGGUAUAGUUAUAAUGGGGUCAUUUAUAUUACUUAUUCUAUGGGUGGUUGGCCUGAUCAUGAUAAGCCUCCAGCUGUGGGGUCCCUCAGGAAACGUCAACACUAAUUGUCAGCUUUAUGUUGAGAAUCAGCCAGUCACGGGUGUGAGUGUUCAAACAUUGGCAUGGCUAGAGCAGCACAGCAUUUGUCAAGCAUGGCAGGCGGCAUGGUCGUUCCAACUAAUCGGAUGCACCUUCCUUCUCUGGAUGCUGAUUAUGGCCUACCGAGUCUACCGAGACCAUGUAUAG